AUGCACUUUGGCGGUGAUCUGGCCACGCGGGUUCUAGAUGUGGCCACUAAUUCUGAUGCUGGGAGGGACGUCCCCGAGUUGAUUCGUUCUAGCCACGGUGCCACGGUGGCGGCUAUGGCAUACUUGGCAUCCUUCCCUGUUGGGGAGUAUUAUUUUAACUGGCUCAAAAAACUUAAACUCCAUCCGCGUGAGAACUUGUUUUGGUGGCGGAUUUUUAGGGAUGCAAUUCCGACCAAUGCUUGGCUAUAUCGCCGAAACCUUUCGGAUACUCAUCUCUGCCCUUGGGGGUGCGAUUCGGCGAAAACAACUGAUCAUUUCACGGCCCAUUGCAGUCACCUGAGAAGUAUUCUUGGAUGUCUUGCCAAAUGGGGCAUGGUUCUCCCCUUAUUCGAUUCUUUUGAUGAGGUUAAGGAUUCUUUGCGGAUGCUUGCCGGCUCUAACCCUCUCCCCGGGAAACUCUAUUGCUAUGCGGUUUACCAAUCCUGGCGGGCCCGCAAUGCUAAGAAGCAUGGCAGACAAUUUGGCUCUCCUAAAGUGAUUGCUGCGACGGUUAUCUCCCAAAUUCCAAACGCUUUCCAUAUGCCACCGAUGGAGCAAUGGUGUAUCAAUCAGCCCAUUGGGCUGCCAUUAACCAAGCUAUGGUGCACCCCCCCUCUUAAGUGGCUUAAGGUGAACUUUGAUGCAUCCCUUCUCCCGUCCAACCGUGCAGGUCUUGGCAUUGUGGUUCGUGACGACUUGGGACGGCUUAUUGUGGCGGCCAGUAAGAUGAUUGAGCACUGGGAUACUACGACAGUGGAGCUGCUUGCGGCUCUAAUGCUCCGGGAAGUUUUGGAGGAUUGGAUGCUUGAUUGCGAGGGAUUGGUGAUUGAAGGCGAUAGUGCCAAUGCUAUCAAGUGGCUGCAGGAUUUGUGUGACCCCUGGAACCCACUUUUCCGCCGGGAGGACAAUGUGGAUGUUUCCUUUUUGUGUAACUUUAGGCAAGUCAUUUUCCAGUUUAUUCCCCGGCUAAGUAACCGGCCGGCUGAUUAUUGUGCUAGUCUCGCUAUUUUUGGGAGCUUUAUUCGGAAUGAUGUUUCUUGUAACUUGGUUCCUUCAAACUUUGUUGAUUUGUUGAAGGCCGAGAGUGAUAUGGCCUAG
Messenger RNA from Dendrobium catenatum, 1137 nucleotides. RefSeq lists its product as uncharacterized. Lineage: Eukaryota; Viridiplantae; Streptophyta; Magnoliopsida; Asparagales; Orchidaceae. Gene Ontology annotation, molecular function: RNA-DNA hybrid ribonuclease activity; nucleic acid binding. The transcript has a single exon. The record is from RefSeq and is a predicted model, not a curated record. Bases 1 to 1137 code for a protein of 378 amino acids.